AUGGGAGGUACCCGCCACAUCCCAAGAGAUAGAUAUAUAAAAUUUGCAGAGGGGCCAGGGUAUCAUGGUCUCAAUACGGAACUUUCAAUAGCCAUGAAAAAAAAAACACGACCAACCCUUUAUCUAGUUAUCAGUGCCUCGUACUCCAUUGGUGCGAUUGUGCGUUCAUCAUCAAGGCUGCCAAGAGGGGAGGACAUCAGCUGGUAG
This is a messenger RNA of Nannizzia gypsea CBS 118893, 207 nucleotides long. RefSeq lists its product as hypothetical. NCBI's taxonomy places the organism in Eukaryota, Fungi, Ascomycota, Eurotiomycetes, Onygenales, Arthrodermataceae. The record is from RefSeq and is a predicted model, not a curated record. The transcript is spliced from 3 exons. The coding region runs from base 1 to 207 and encodes 68 amino acids.